AUGGCCGCUACUCAACUUUCUGACUCUGAAUUCCCCUACUCUUUGUAUGUGCCACCCCACCUUCAUGGCCGCACACUGAUCCAUAAAUGGGAUACCCAUGCGACAUGGGAAAUGCUGAUACAUGAUUUAGAACCAUCUCCCUCCCGUUGCCGACCCACCGUCUCGCAUUGUCUGCUCUACAAACCCUCGAGGUCGACGCUGAAUUGUCACCAUUCGUACGACGCACCUUCGCCCUCGCAGCUCCUACUCCGAACGCCUCCGCUGAAACCCCAGGAGAAGAAGCAGAAGCAAGAACCCGAAGAGUCCAAUACUGUUCUGCAGACCACAUACCGUGCCACAACAAACCGUAUGCUUCGUGUCGCCGUCAAUGGGUUCAUGGAGAGUAUUGGUGUUGUCCUUGGCGUGAUGGCAGAGCUGGAUGUUGAUGUGCUUAAGGCCGAAAGAGAAGGAUGA
Penicillium cosmopolitanum is the source of this 453-nucleotide messenger RNA. RefSeq names its product CTAG/PCC1 family protein. The coding region runs from base 1 to 453 and encodes 150 amino acids. The transcript has a single exon. The record is from RefSeq and is a predicted model, not a curated record. NCBI's taxonomy places the organism in Eukaryota, Fungi, Ascomycota, Eurotiomycetes, Eurotiales, Aspergillaceae.